Molecule: messenger RNA, 2351 nt
Organism: Cephus cinctus (wheat stem sawfly)
Lineage: Eukaryota; Metazoa; Arthropoda; Insecta; Hymenoptera; Cephidae
Gene: Arv1
Product: protein ARV1
Exons: 4
Coding region: 1166-1801 (211 amino acids)
Biological process (GO): regulation of plasma membrane sterol distribution; sterol metabolic process; intracellular sterol transport
Cellular component (GO): Golgi apparatus; cortical endoplasmic reticulum
Source: RefSeq, a predicted model, not a curated record
GUUUUCUACAUAUUCAUUUGCAUACUUAGUAUAAAUAUAUACAAUCUGUGUUAUGUGGUUAAGAAGAUUACUGUUACUGUUAGGCCACGUUAAGAUGCAUUCCUUUGCCGAGAAACACAUGUUAAGAAUUAAACUUGCUGGCAGAAAAGAUGCAGUGAUAUUUUAUAAUAUUAAGAAUAGCUAUAUUACUAAAUAUUGUAUAAAAUGUACGCAUUUUGUAUAUUACUCAUAUACGCGUUUUAGAAUUUUUCCAUAACUCACACUAUCAUUAUUGGUAUUGAUAAUAAAUAAAGCUUGCAGUUCACGACCUUUGGCUAUAUCGAGUAUAUACAUAUCCUUAAUACUUAUCGAAUGUGAUAUAAUGAAUAAGAAUAGCGCACUCUAGAUUACUAUGACUCAUGACAGUACGACUCAUUUUUUGUUAAUUUUAAUUAACAUGUUAUAAGCAACGAACUAUAACAAUAAGUAACUUAUUAUAGCAAUGACUAUAAUCGAAAACAUCCGCCACUAUGCAUUAAUUAAAAUUCUUUUGCAAUUAUUUUAUGAACAUACAUCUGCAUUGAAUCAUUAGACUAAUCAUUUGUAGGACAACUGGUGACGUUACCAAUGAGCUUUUUAAUAUUAUAAAGUUGCAGGCUCAGUCAUCUUUAAGAUUUUUAAAUUAUAGGAGUCGCAAUGACAUAGGUUUAAAAAUAUCUUUCAAAAAGAAACCCAAAUCUCAUCAUUAAUUUUAGGGGAAUUUUUACUAAUUGGACCACAGUUGCGGUUAUUAUAUUUCAACUAAUUGCAUCGAUUGAUCUCAGCCGGUAACACGUAAGCCAGUGGACAUUAUUGACUAAAAUUUAAUAACCGUAACCGUGGUUCAAUUACGGGAUAUAUCCUAAAGUUAUGCGUAGAUCAUUAUAAUGACGUCCAAAACUUUAUCCUCCAUGAGAUCAUCCGCUUGCUGGCGAAUAUUCGACUGGUUCUUCAUGGAUAAUAGAGGUUUAUUUCCUGAUGAUCUUGUUUGAUGACGAUCUCAUUCGGUGACGCCUAUGUUGGGACAUAUUGAUUGUUACUGAAGUGGGAUGUAUUGGAGUUUUUGAUUAUACCAGACAAUUUCACCGGGUCCGGAAACAGAAAAAGGUAUUAAAAAUUAUUAAAGAAUACUCGUCUCGGUACCGUUAUGAACACCUGCAUAAAUUGUGGUGCAGAAGUUAAGGAAUUGUACAGGCGAUACAGUCCCAGUGUCCUCAAAGUUUUGAAAUGUGACAAGUGUGGAAGUAUAGCAGACAAGUACAUCGAAUAUGAUCCAGUCAUAGUACUAGUUGAUCUUGUACUAUUGGAGAAGCCAGCAUAUCGCCAUCUUUUGUACAACAGCAAUUUCAAGUCCUAUUGGAAAUUAAUGGUCGUCUUACUUUUAAGUGAAUCCUUUAAAGUUUGGACGACGCUUAUCUCAAACUUAGCUGUAUCGAAUGUCCCAGAAGUGAACAGUGACAGUAGUGACGUUUUUGAGGGCGAGAGAAAUUUUUAUGUUUUACUCGCUCUAACAACAAUCUCUAUAGCAGCCUUUGUCGGUACUGUAAUAGCUAUAACAGAAAUUAGAUGGCUCAUUUUUGGUAACAGACCUGCUAGAUAUAAAGCAUGUGAUCUUAGUCGUGCUUUAACGGUUGGCGGGUGCGCUAAGCUUUUAGGAUUAUUAGGCAUAAUCUGGAGACACGUGGAACCAGACCCUCAUUACGCACUUAUUCACGGAUAUACAGUACUCUGUCUUCUAACGGCAUAUUCAGAAACUUCUCCUCGUAACAUAUAUAUUCAUUGAAUAUUCAAUACACAGUUUUGUUUUAUAUCCAUCUUAUAAUGCGUUUAUGAAUAUGCACAUACAUCGACAAUUCGUGAGACACUUGAGGUAUAUCCUAUCAAUCUUACCAUUUUCAUUGAUUCUGAAUUCCUCGCUAAUUGUUGCUAGAUAUUCUUUGAAAAUAGAACCAUUCACUUGAACUAUAUAUUUCCAGUUGUCUGUGAGAGUGGAAGAGGCGGAUCGUUGCUAGGAUUGGCUGGUGGACUCUUGGCUCAUAAUUAUAUCUCUAAUAACAUCAUGCAGUUUCCGCCAACGAUUUCCAAUGUCACGUUUAUGCAAGCGCAAAGUGCAUAACUGCACAGGAUUCAAUUUACUAGGCAUCCUUAACCGGAAGGAUACUCCAACCCAAUACGAGUCUAUCAAAUCCGCAAGAAAAUAGAUUGCAAACUCCACCAUCUUCUGCCCAGGCUACCGAGCAUACCAUUCUACGAUGUCCCUGCAAUACGUUCCCUCUUAUGAUGUAACUAGUUUUAUGAAGUUUAAUUAUAAUAAAGAUUACGAAUAACAGUUA